AUGACGGCGCCCCCGCCCGAGGCCCCGGCGCGCCCCCUGCAGAGCAGACGGCGUUUCCUGAGUGCCAACGUCCUGCCCGUGGGACUGUCUCCCGGCCCAGGGCCCCUGCGGAACGGGGGCUCCGCCCGCCCUGCACCCCUGCGCACACCCGGCCGGGCGCACCGGCAGAGCCCUGGUGGGGGGCCCGGCCGCCUCCUGGGCUUUCCCUUCCCGGCCUCUUCCUGGGCUGCGCCCCGACUCCCGAGGCUGGCGGAGGUGGAGCCGCGCGGGCCCGAGAAAGGGCGCCCCGAUGUGUCCAGCCGCCGCCUUGAUGUCUUCCUUGUCUUAGCGCUGCAGGCCUUAGGGGUCUCCAGCACCCCGGGAGGUGGGGUCCGGCUCGGCCGCUGGGGGCCGGCGCGCCCUGGCUCUGCGGAGUUCCGGGUAUUUCAGGCCCGGCCACGCGCGCUCCUGCGCUUGGCGCCACAGCGAGUCCUGGUGUCCGGCCGGCCCUGCCGCGGCCACCGGGCUGUGGAGGGCGACGCGCUGCGACUGGGAAGUGGGCUGCCGAGCAGUGGGCUCCGGGACUCACCACCGCCUGUGUCUGUCCGCCCGCCCGCCGCCUGCCCAGUGGAAGGCUGCCUGCGCGCCAUGCAGGCGGGGACGCAGAUGCUGAAGCUGCGCGGCGGCUUCCGGGGCCUGGCCCGCUUCUACUUCCUGGACGAGCACCGCUCCUGCAUCCGCUGGCGGCCCUCCCGCAAGAACGACAAGGCCAAAAUCUCCAUCGACGCCAUCCAGGAGGUGAGCGAGGGCCUGCAGUCGGAGAUCUUCCAGCGCUACCCCGAGGGCAGCUUCGACCCCAACUGCUGCUUCAGCAUCUACCAUGGCGGCCACCGCGAGUCGCUGGACCUGGUCUCCACCAGUGGCGACGAGGCGCGCACCUGGGUCACGGGCCUGCGCUACCUCAUGGCCGGCAUCAGCGACGAGGACAGCCUGGCCCGGCGCCAGCGCACCAGGGACCAGUGGCUGAAGCAGACGUUUGACGAGGCCGACAAGAAUGGGGACGGCAGCCUGAGCAUGGGCGAGGUCCUGCAGCUGCUGCACAAGCUGAACGUGAACCUGCCACGGCAGAGGGUGAAGCAGAUGUUCAAGGAGGCGGACACGGAUGACCACCAGGGGGCGCUGGGCUUCGAGGAGUUCUGCACCUUCUACAAGGUGAUGUCCACUCGCCGCGACCUGUACCUGCUCCUGCUGACCUACAGCAACCACAAGGACCACCUGGAGGCCGCCGACCUCCAGCGCUUCCUGGAGGCCGAGCAGAAGGUGGCGGGCGUGACUCUGGAGGGCUGCCGGGACAUCAUCCAGCAGUUUGAGCCCUGCCCAGACAACAAGAGUAAGGGGGUGCUGGGCAUCGACGGCUUCACCAACUACAUGCGCAGCCCCGCGGGCGACAUCUUCAACCCCGAGCACCACGGGGUGCACCAGGACAUGACGCGGCCGCUCAGCCACUACUUCAUCACCUCCUCCCACAACACCUACCUCGCGGGCGACCAGCUCAUGUCCCAGUCGCGGGCCGACAUGUACGCCCGGGUCCUGCAGGCCGGCUGCCGCUGCGUGGAGGUGGACUGCUGGGACGGGCCCGAUGGGGAGCCCAUCGUCCACCACGGCUACACCCUGACCUCCAAGAUCCUCUUCAGAGACGUCGUCGAGACCAUCAACAAAUACGCCUUCGUCAAAAACGAGUACCCUGUGAUCCUGUCCAUCGAGAACCACUGCAGUGUUGUCCAGCAGAAGAAGAUGGCCCAGUACCUGACGGACAUCCUCGGGGACAAGCUGGACCUGUCCUCAGUGAGUGGCGAGGACGCUGCCACGCUGCCCUCUCCGCACAUGCUCAAGGGCAAGAUCCUGGUGAAGGGUAAGAAGCUGCCGGCCAACAUCAGCGAGGACGCGGAGGCCGGGGAGGUGUCCGACGAGGACAGCGCGGAUGAGAUUGACGAGGACUGCAAGCUCCUCCAUGGGGACGCCUCUGCCAACCAGAAGCGCGUGGAGAACAUCGCCAAGAAGAGGCUGGACUCGCUCAUCAAGGAGUCCAAGAUCCGGGACUGCGAGGACCCCAGUGACUUCGCCAUGUCCUCGCUCUCCCGGGCGGGCAGGCUCAGGCCCAGGGCCGAGGAGGACCCCGAGUGCGGGCGGGAGCAGGGGGCCGGCAAGCGCGACGGCUGGCGGCGCGUGGGCGGCUUCUCCAAGCGCAAGAAAAAAAGCAGCAAGCUGAAGAAGGCGGCCAGCGUGGAGGAGGGGGACGAGGGCCCGGACGCCCAGAGCCGGGGGGCGGCCAGGCAGAGGAAGACGGUGCAGCUGGCACGGGCCCUCUCUGACCUGGUCAAGUACACCAAGUCCGUGGGCGCCCACGACGUGGACUCGGAGGCGGCCUCCAGCUGGCAGGUGUCGUCCUUCAGCGAGACUCAGGCCCAGCAGGUCCUGCAGCAGAAGCCGGAGCAGUACCUGCGCUUCAACCAGCGCCAGCUGUCCCGCAUCUACCCCUCCUCCUACCGCGUCGACUCCAGCAACUACGACCCGCAGCCCUUCUGGAACGCCGGCUGCCAGAUGGUGGCCCUGAACUACCAGUGAGGGCGCGUGCUGCAGCUGAACCGGGCCAAGUUCAGCGCCAACGGCGGCUGCGGCUACGUGCUCAAGCCGGACUGCAUGUGCCGGGGAAUCUUCAACCCCAACUCCGAGGACCCCCUGCCCGGGCAGCUCAAGAAGCAGCUGGUGCUGCGUAUCAUCAGCGGGCAACAGCUCCCCAAGCCCCGGGCCUCAGUGCUGGGGGACCGAGGGGAGAUCAUUGACCCCUUCGUGGAGGUGGAGGUCAUCGGGCUCCCCGUGGACUGCAGCAAGGAGCAGACCCGCGUGGUGGACGACAACGGCUUCAACCCCAUGUGGGAGGAGACGCUGGUGUUCACCGUGCACAUGCCCGAGAUCGCGCUGGUGCGCUUCCUGGUCUGGGACCACGACCCCAUCGGGCGGGACUUCAUCGGCCAGAGAACGCUGGCCUUCAGCAGCUUGCUGCCAGGCUACCGGCACGUGUACCUGGAGGGCGUGGAAGAGGCGUCCGUCUUCGUCCACGUGGCCGUCAGCGACGUCAGCGGUAAGGUCAAGCAGGCACUGGGCCUAAAGGGCCUGCUCCUCCGCGGCCCAAAGCCCGGCUCCCUGGACAGUCAUGCUGCUGGGCGGCCCCCGCCCCGGCCCUCCGUUAGCCAGCGGCUCCUGCGGCGCACGGCCAGCGCCCCCGCCAAGAGCCACAAGCCAGGCCGCAAGGCCUUUCCGGAGCUGGUCCUGGGCUUGCAGGACGUGGGCUCCGCGGGGGAGGCGCCUGGCACGGCCCCGGGCAGCCCCAGCCCCGCUCCGGAGGCCCUGGCCCCGGAGGAGCCCCGCAGCGGCAGCCCCCGAGGCACCCGCCCCUUCUCCGCGCAGAGGCCCGUCUCCUCCCUGUGUGGCCUGGAGACCAUCGCCGAGGAGCCCGCCCUGGGAGCAGGGCCCCCCGCGCUGGUGGCUGCCCCCGGUGGGCCCCCAGGACCUGAUGCCAAAGCGACAAGCCCCCCGAGGGAGGCUCUGGGGGCCCCUGGCGGCAGGCAGGGGGCACACGAUGGUGGGGACCCUGGUGGGGCACUGGAGGGCGCCUCGGGCAGCCAGCCGGACAGCAGAGGCCACGCCCGGGCCUUGGGCCACCCGCCUGAGGUCAGAAGGGCCAAGAGCGAGGGACAGGUGCCCAUGGAGCCCCUUGGGGGCCGGUGGCCCCCAGCCGGGCCCUGCGUGGCCCUGCACUCAGACGCCACGGGCUGGGACCGGCUCUGGCAGCGGCUGGAGCCCAGCAGCCACCGGGACAGCGUGUCCUCCUCCUCCAGCAUGUCCUCCAGCGACACGGUCAUCGACCUCUCCCUGCCAGGCUUGCGCCGCGAGAGCCUGACGGGGGCCCCUGCUGGACGCCUGCCCCUGCGGCCCUGCUCGGCCUCGGCCCCCCGCCUGGACCCGCCCGCUGUGGCCAAGAGCAAAUCCAACCCCAACCUGCGGGCCGCGGGCCAGCCGCCUGCGGGCCCCGGCGAGCCGAGGCUGAACCCCAGGCCGCCGUGGGGCCACCUCCCCCUGGCAGGCCUCCGGAACUGCCCAGCGGCGGCCAAGUCCAAGAGCCUGGGGGACCUGACCGCGGAGGACUUCGCCCCUCAAGCGGAGAGCCUGGGCCUGCGUCUGGGCCGCCGCCUGGGCGCCCCCCACGGGGGGGCCGGGGGGCCGGGGGCCGGGCGGGACGCCCUGACAGAGCAGCUGCGCUGGCUCACGGGCUUCCAGCAGGAGGGGGACAUCACGUCGCCCACCAGCCUGGGCCCCGCCGGGGAGGGGGGCGCGGGCGGGUUCCUGCGGCGCGCCUCCUCCCGCAGCCAGAGCCGCACGCGCGCCAUCGCCAGCCGCGCCCGCCGGGCCCAGGAGCGGCACCAGCGUCUGCAGGGGCCCCCGCGGGAGGAGCGGGGCACCCCCGAGGGCGCGUGCUCCGUGGGCCAGGGGGGCUGCGGGGACACGCCAGCCUCCGAGGGGGCCGCGGCCGCGGGCCUCCUGCUCCGACUCUGA
Molecule: messenger RNA, 4593 nt
Organism: Talpa occidentalis (Iberian mole)
Lineage: Eukaryota; Metazoa; Chordata; Mammalia; Eulipotyphla; Talpidae
Gene: PLCH2
Product: phospholipase C eta 2
Biological process (GO): lipid metabolic process; phosphatidylinositol-mediated signaling
Molecular function (GO): phosphatidylinositol-4,5-bisphosphate phospholipase C activity; calcium ion binding
Source: RefSeq, a predicted model, not a curated record